GGUGGGUGGAGAGCUGGAGAGCCCCGGAGCUGAAGCUUGGGUGAAGGCCAUGUCACCUCCUGGGAAAGGACCCCGGAAGGAAAACCUGGGGCUCCAGUGUGAGUGGGGGUCCUGUUCCUUUGUGUGCUCAGCCAUGGAAGAGUUCUGUGAGCACGUCACUCAGCACCUACAGCAUAUGCGUGGGCCUAGGGAGGAGGAGGAAAAGGAGGAGGACGAUGACCCACUUGAGGAAGAAUUCUCCUGCUCAUGGCAAGAAUGUGGCUUUUGCUCUCUGGACAGCUCUGCUGACCUCAUCCGCCAUGUCUACUUCCACUGCUACCACACCAAGCUGAAGCAGUGGGUACAGGCCUUGCAAAGUCAGGCUGACCUAAGCCCCUGCAUCCUGGACUUCCAGAGCCGGAAUGUCAUCCCUGACAUCCCUGACCACUUCCUGUGUCUGUGGGAACACUGUGAGAGCUCCUUCGACAAUCCCGAGUGGUUCUAUCGGCACGUGGAAGCACACAGUCUGUGCUGUGAAUACCAAACGGUCGGCAAGGACAACCAUGUGGUGCUGUGUGACUGGAAAGGCUGUACCUGCACCUUCAAGGACCGCUACAAGCUUCGAGAGCACCUCCGCAGCCACACCCAGGAGAAGGUGGUGGCCUGUCCCACCUGCGGGGGCAUGUUUGCCAACAACACCAAGUUCUUUGAUCACAUCCGGCGCCAGACCUCAUUGGAUCAGCAGCGUUUCCAGUGUUCUCACUGUUCCAAGAGAUUUGCCACGGAGCGGCUACUGCGAGACCACAUGCGCAAUCAUGUGAAUCACUAUAAAUGCCCUCUGUGUGACAUGACUUGCCCGCUGCCUUCCUCCCUACGCAACCACAUGCGUUUUCGCCACAGCGAGGACCGGCCCUUUAAAUGUGACUGUUGUGACUACAGCUGCAAGAAUCUGAUUGACCUCCGGAAGCACCUGGACACCCACAGCAAGGAGUCAGCCUACAGGUGUGAUUUUGAAAACUGCAGCUUCAGUGCUCGGUCGAUGAGCUCCAUCAAGUCCCAUUACCGCAAAGUGCAUGAAGGAGACUCAGAGCCAAGGUACAAAUGUCAUGUGUGUGACAAAUGCUUCACACGUGGCAACAACCUCACUGUGCACCUUCGCAAGAAGCACCAGUUCAAGUGGCCCUCAGGACACCCCCGUUUUCGGUACAAGGAGCAUGAAGAUGGCUACAUGCGACUGCAACUGGUUCGCUAUGAGAGUGUGGAGCUGACACAGCAGCUGCUGCGGCAGCCACAGGAGGGAUCAGAGCUGGGAGUGACACUGAAUGAGAGCAGCCUGCAGGGCAUCAUUCUAGAAACAGUGCUGGGGGAACAAGGACCUGAGGAAGAGGCAGAAGAGGAGGAUGAGGGUGCUGAGGGACCAGCCCUCUCAGCCUCUCAGGAGAACCCCAGCCCUGUCAUCCACAUGGUGAAUCAGACCAAUGCCCAAGGCCAGCGAGAGAUUGUCUACUAUGUGCUGUCUGAAGCCCCAGGAGAGCCUCCCCCAGCCACUGAGGAGCCGGAGGUUCAGACUGUGUGAAGGCUGCAGAACCUGACCGUUCCUACCCCAGGCCUCGGGGCUUGAGCCAGGCAGGUGGCAGUGCCCCUAGUGGGCAGGCAGCCCUUGACAUUUGAUGCCUUCAGGAGUGGUGCUGAGAGCAGUGUGGUCCCCUCUAACCCAAGCUUGCAUCAUUCUACACACUCUGAGAGCUUCCCUUUUUGCCACAUUGGAUUUUAUGGGGAUCCUGAAUGUGUAUUUUUGUUACAGGGUGCUGUUACCAAGCUUAAACAUAACCCUCUUGACGUGCUAGACAGUGAUUAAAUCCCUAGUCAACUCACAUUCAUUCCCAUCCUUCAGGGGUCUGUAGGUCCAGGGAUGAUGAGUGACUGGUCUCUACAAGGGCCCUUUCCACACACCAGCUAAGGCAUUGAGAAUUAAGUGACUAUUUCUCUCUUAAGGGUUUUUCUUACACCCUAUGAACAAUUGUGGUUAUCCUCAGGGACAGGGUUGGAGGCACUGCGUGUGCGUGUGUGUGUGUGUGUGUGUGUGAAUUGUGUUUGGUAAUAAAGAAACGGGGUAUCACUCAUUUCUUCCUGUUUAUGUAUGGUGGCAGUUACUUAGAAAACAAGGAGAUAAAGCUGCCCAGAGGAGGAGCUGAAUAAUCAGACUUCUUACCCUUUUAAUGCCGGUCAUGGUGUUCUCUGUUAGUGGAACUUGUCCAUUUCUUCUAGAAGAUCUGCCAGCUGCCUGGAGGCCCCAGGCAUUUAGCCAUGAAUGGAGAAUGGGGCUCAUCCAGGA
This is a messenger RNA of Castor canadensis (American beaver), 2314 nucleotides long. It is a transcript of the gene Hinfp, whose product is annotated as histone H4 transcription factor. The record is from RefSeq and is a predicted model, not a curated record. Gene Ontology annotation, biological process: regulation of transcription by RNA polymerase II; anatomical structure development. Gene Ontology annotation, molecular function: DNA-binding transcription factor activity, RNA polymerase II-specific; RNA polymerase II cis-regulatory region sequence-specific DNA binding. Lineage: Eukaryota; Metazoa; Chordata; Mammalia; Rodentia; Castoridae.